Molecule: messenger RNA, 2069 nt
Organism: Hydra vulgaris (swiftwater hydra)
Lineage: Eukaryota; Metazoa; Cnidaria; Hydrozoa; Anthoathecata; Hydridae
Product: actin nucleation-promoting factor WASL
Biological process (GO): actin filament organization
Molecular function (GO): actin binding
Source: RefSeq, a predicted model, not a curated record
ACAUAUAUUUCUAAUGUUUAGUAUAAAAAUUGUUCAUAACUACAAUUCAACUAAGAUGGCUCGUGAAUCUCAGAAAGUUCCAGAAGUAAAUCGUCCUUCAAACCUUUUGUCAGAUGAUGAGAAUUCUUUACUAUUCAAUCUAAUAGGAAAAAGAUGUGCUACCCUUUCAACAACUGUUGUUCAAGUUUUCAAAAGUGGUGGUGGUGGGCAGAUUCGGUGGCAGAAGCUUUGUGUUGGCGUUAUCUGCUUUAUCAAAGACAACCAAAAGAAAUCGUAUUAUAUUCGUGUGUUUGACUUAACAGUGAAUAAUAUGAUCUGGGAGCAGGAGAUUUACAAUCAGUUCAAAUACUAUACUCCACGACAAUAUUUCCACUCUUUUGAAGCUGAUAAUUAUGUUGCUGGUCUAAAUUUUGCUGAUCCACAAGAAGCCAAUCAUUUUCGUCAAAAAAUAGAUGAAAAACUCAAAGCAAAAGAGCAACGUAAAACAGUAAGAAAUUUCAAUAUAGAGCGACGUGGAACUACAGUUAAAAGAGAAGCUCCAACUAACAGAGGUAUUGCACAGCCUGUAAACUAUAACACACAGAGUGUAGUUGCUACAUCCGUAGCACCAACAAUAAGUCCUUCACCAUCCUCAAAUGAUUUGAAAAAGAAAGAGAAACCUGGUAAGAAAAAAGUAAAACUAUCAAAAGAAGAUAUUGGUACCCCAUCCGACUUUAGACAUGUUGGGCAUGUCGGUUGGGACCCUAAAGGAGGUUUUGAUAUUAAUAAUAUUGACCCACAAUGGAGGAAAUUAUUUGAUACAAUUGGUGUAACUGAGAAGCAGCUUGAAGAUGAGGAAACAUCUAAGUUUAUUUAUGAAUUUGUGGAGUCUCAUGGGGGUAUUGAAAAAGCUACUAAAGAACUUGAGAAGUCUGGAAAUGCUGAUGGUGCACCUCCUCCUCCAGCUAGGUCUGCUCCUCCUCCACCACCACCAUCACGGGGCGUACCUCCACGUGGUCAAGCACCACCUAUACCUCAAUCUAUAGAAAGAGAAACAACUGUUAAAGGUCCACCAGCUCGUAGUGCACCACCACCACCACCACCCGCUUCCUCAAGAACAGGUCCACCACCACCUCCUCAACAGGUAUCAAGAGGUCCUCCACCUCCUCCUCAAAUGUCUGCUCCGCCCCCUCCUCCACCUCUAAAUACUCCUGCACCUCCUCCUCCACCUCCUGUUCCAGUUGCAGGUGCACCACCCCCACCACCGCCUCCUGGAGUUUUGAAGCCGACUUCUGCAGGACCACCAAAAGGAGGUUUGUUAGAUCAAAUUCAUCAAGGAAGACAGUUAAAUAAAGUAGAGCCACAACAAAAAGAAGCGGGAGAUGGAAGAGAUGAUCUUCUUAAUGCAAUUCGCCUGGGUGCCAAACUCAAAACUGUUUCGCAAUCAGAUCGUACAAGUGUAGCAGACGAUGAUCAACUUGAAGGAAUGGCCGGUGCACUUGCAAAAGCAUUAGCCAUGCGCUCUGCUCACAUUCAAGUUUCCGAUAAUGAUGAUGACGAUGAGGACGAAGAUGAUUUCGAUGACGAUGAUUGGUCUGAAUAGAGAAUAUGUUAAAUAUAUUAAAAAUCUUCACGUUCUUCAGAUGAUACCGAAAGUUUACAGGUUUUCAUUCUUGAAAUAAACUUUUCACGUUUUGCAAAUUUUGUUUAGGUGUAAAUUUUUUAAAUUAAUUAAAAAGAUAUUGUGCAAUAUACAUCUCUGCGAGAGGAUUUUUAUUUAGUUCUAUGUUGCUUUGUUUAAAUUCAAUAUUUUUAUAACUUUUUGUAAUAAUUUUUUUGUAAAAAAAAUAAUUUUAUCAAUAAAUAUUAGCUGUUGCUACAGUAUUUGAUAAAGCAUUUUUUUUUUUCACUUGAAAAGUGUUGAAUAAUUAGGUGGUGUACGAAGUGGUAUGAUAGAUAACACUGUAAAAGAUAACACGGGUGAGUUUUCGUGCUUAAGCGCUCCUCCGUGCCGCAUGGCGGAAUAUUUGUAAUUAUAAUUUUUUGUUUAGUUGUAAAAGAGAGUUCGUGUCGGAUAGACGCUUUAUAUA